Messenger RNA from Amaranthus tricolor (Joseph's coat), 1986 nucleotides. RefSeq lists its product as uncharacterized. NCBI's taxonomy places the organism in Eukaryota, Viridiplantae, Streptophyta, Magnoliopsida, Caryophyllales, Amaranthaceae. The record is from RefSeq and is a predicted model, not a curated record. The coding region runs from base 1 to 1986 and encodes 661 amino acids. The transcript has a single exon.
AUGUGGUGUGACUACCACAAAGAACAUGGCCACACCUUGGCCCAAUGUCGCGAACUCAAACGUAUCCUACAUCAGUUGGCCGACGAGGGAAAACUGUCAAGGUUCAUCAAUCGGAAGGACUACGACGCGAAGGGAGAAGCAGAAAGGAGGCCUUGGAAUCAAAGAAGCAGAUCCCCCAAGAGGGACGAGGCUAGACGCGACAGUUCCAACACACAAGGAACCAUCAACAUGAUUUUUGGCGGCUACAUCGAAGAAUAUCCUACCAUCCGCGCCGCGAAAGACAGCGUACAUGCUUUGCUCAAAGGACCUCCAAAUACCAAAUCAAGUGGACCGAUCAUGAGAUUCGAUGCCGCUACCUCCCAACCGCUGCAACAACCACAUACUGAUCUUUUGGUGGUUACCCUCAAAAUUGGGCAAAUGAAGGUUAAGCGAGUACUGGUAGAUAUCGAAAGCACGACCGAUCUUAUAACCAUGGAGUGCCUAAGAAAAAUGAAGUUUGAAGAAAAACACCUACAACCCCUCGACAAACCUUUGAUCGGAUUCGGGGGAAAUCAAGUUAUUCCACUAGGCACCAUCAUACUCCCUAUACGAGUAGGGGAAAAAGACGGAAGCAGAACAAUGCCCAUACGAUUCACGGUGGUGGAUCUCACAUUCCCCUACAAUGCCAUCAUGGGGCUCCCACUCAUCAACAAGAUCAAAGCCGCAAUCUUUCCCCAUCAACUCUUGUUGCAAUUUGAGCAGGACGACGAACAAGUUGGCAUCCUCAAGGGAGAUCAGAUGACGGCACGUCAAUGCCUCGUCAACACCCUGAAGCGGGGAACUUCCGUCGUUCCCUUCAAAAGAGAGAGGAAAGAAAGGUCUCCAACCAUCAUGAGUGUGUAUAUGGACCAUCCCAACACACACGAAAGGCCCCACCCAGUGGAACGAUACGAGAAGGUAGAGGUAUUCGAGGGAAAACAAAUCAAAAUAGGGAAAUAUCUUCCAGAUGCGGUCAGGCGAGAUAUCAUUACCACCAUAGCUGAUUUCCGCGACAUCUUCGCUUUUUUCACAGAAGAGAUGCCUGACAUACCCACAAGUGUCGUGUGCCACAAACUCGAUAUAAGACCAGGCUACAAACUAGUAAAGCAGAAGCUGCGACAUCAAGGGAAAGAGCGAAUAGAGGCCGCCAAAGAAGUGGUGGAAAAAUUGCUGAAAGCCGGAUUUAUCAGGGAAUGCAAAUACUCCUAUUGGCUCUCUAACGUUGUUCUUGUCAAGAAGUCAAAUGGGAAGUGGAGGAUGUGCGUUGAUUUUACAUAUCUGAACAAGGAAUGCCCGAAAGAUGAUUAUCCUCUCCCCAAGAUAGAUCGUUUGGUGGAUUCCACGGCAGGCCACGCCCUACUGAGCUUCAUGGAUGCUAACGCAGGUUACCAUCAGAUCCCGUUAGCAACCGAAGACCAGCCGCAUACAAUAUUCAUUACAAAUGUCGGCGUAUACUGUUACAGAGUCAUGCCCUUUAGGUUAAAGAAUGUCGGAGCCACUUACCAAAGAAUGGUAAACAAGGUCUUCCAGUCCCAGAUUGGACGAAACUUGGAGGUAUACGUGGACGAUAUGAUCACAAAAAGCAAGCAGGCGUCUGAACAUGCCGCGGACCUCCGCGAAACAUUCAAAACCCUCCGGAGACACCAAAUGCGACUUAAUUCAGACAAGUGCGUAUUUGGGGUCACUAGAGGAAAGUGUCUUGGCUUUCUGGUGGACGAGAGAGGAAGCGAAGCAAACCCAGACAAGAUCCGAGCUAUUCAGGACAUGAAAUCCCCUACAUCCGUGAAAGAAGUCCAAAAGCUAACAGGAUGUGUGGCCGCCUUAGGGAGAUUUCUAUCCAAGUCCGCGGACAAAUGUUCGCCUUUCUUCAAAACCCUCAAACAAAGCAAGUUUGAAUGGACGAGAGAAGCUGAAGAAUCCUUCCGCCAGUUAAAAGAGCACCUGUCCUCUUUACCAAAACUAGUUUAA